Molecule: messenger RNA, 240 nt
Organism: Strongylus vulgaris
Lineage: Eukaryota; Metazoa; Nematoda; Chromadorea; Rhabditida; Strongylidae
Source: the annotation of a GenBank genome assembly
AUGGCUCUAAUUGUGACGGCAGCUGAUACAUGCACAGCGACAGGCGCCACGGUUGAUGUGAAGGGGCGCGAACAACGCGUAGAAGGCGCUUGUUGUCAACCGUAUAUGGAAAUUGCCGAGCAGACAGGCGACCAUGAAGCAGAAAUUGCCGAGCAGACAGGCGACCAUGAAGCAGUACGACGUUUGCAACGUGAAUUGGAGGAGUUGGAUUCAAGAGCGGAACGAGCGGUUGGUUUUUAA